CGUCGGCUUAAUCGGAAAAUGUCGUAAGUCCAUAUUUUUUGGAAAAUAACAUUUUUGCGCCAUCUGUUGUGUUAUAACCAUAGCUACCUAUUUAGCAAAUAUCGGAUGUCCAGGAUAAAAUUUAGUGCGCAGAAACCUGUAUCAAAAUUUUGACGUAAGUCCACCCUGCGCAAAAUGUGUUAAGAAAUUGUCGUAAGUCCGUCAGUUUAAUGGUGUACGUGCAUCGUACGUGAUAAUACUUGUCAAUUUUAGCUUUAUCUGUGUUUUUCUCUUUGAAUUCGGUCUAGAAAGUGUCUAUUAUUACGUAAGGUAAGUUAUUUUUGAAAUAUUUUUUAUUUUUCAGUGUAUAUAGGUUGAGUCUCAUUUAAAAAAACAUGUUUUUUCUCCAAGACCACGUAAGGUGGAGUUACGACAUUUUCUCUAUACUAUUCGUAAUAAAAUUUUUAUGCAGAGUGGAGUUCAAACAUUUUCUUCAGUACACAAAAAUUUACAACUUGUCAUAAUUAACACUCUUAUUAGUAAGAUAACUUUAUUAAAAUAUUUUCAAAAUGUGGUUACAUAUUUUUUAGUAUAAUGGACAAGUUUAUAUUGGGUCCGAAGCUAAAAAUUCCACCUGUUUCUUCUCGUACCAUGUUGAUGAUGCAACAAGUUUCCGAUUUACCUGAAAUAUUUACUAGCCCUUCAACAGUACAAAAUGAUAAACAUUUUGAUAAAUUUGUCAACAAGAAUGCUGUGAUUUUCGACAUCCCAGAGGUGACUGAUGGUAUAUUUUCAAGUGAAAAACGUACUAUUAAAUAUAGUGAGAGUACUUGGGCAACUAAUAAUAAUGCAACCAUAAUUAAUAAUGACCUUGAUAAUGCUGAUAUUUGCAAUGUUGGCGAAUCAUUAGACCUAGAAAAUAGUGGUCUGCAAUGCUUGUUUCCGGUAAUAAAUAAUGAUAACAAUGAGUCAGAUUACAAUAAACCCUUGGUACUUAAUUACCUGGAAAAUACAGAAAACGUUGAGCCUAUAUGCCAGUAUGUUCUAGACCCAGAGAUGAUUACUAAAGGUAGGUAUCUUUUAUUUUCUUCCUUUAGUUUUUAUCGGGGUUUUAUAAUGACUCUUUAUUUUGCAGACAACUAUGGGACCAUGUAUGAUAAAAUCAUAGAAAAUGAAAAUAUCGUAAGAACUCAAUCAUGUCAGGAUAUUCUAGAAGCAGAACUCGAGCCAACAGCAUCAAAUUUUGCCAAAGGAAAUGGAAUUCUCGGAAAAGAUAAUUCUGGUAUUGACGGGAUUAACACACAAGUUUCAAGGCAACAGGAUCCUGACUACAUCCAAGAAAGUGAAGAUAGUGAUACAACCGAAGAGGAUGAUAACAUAACUAGUACUGUGACAGAACAAGAUGAUACAGAAGAUGAUACUAGUACUGUGACAGAACAAGAUGGUACAGAAGAAGAACGUUUCAUUUCCAGUAAUAAAAGAAAGAGGCGAAAAAGACACGAUGUUAGACAGGAUAUUUGGAGAGAAAAUAUUAACAAAAAAAAGAGAGAAGAAGGUAAAGAAUACACUGGUAAAAAGAAAACCCACAACGGCUGGAAUUACAAUAUUAAAAGAGAACGAAGAGUAUUAGGUCCACGAUGUGAUUGCAAGAUUUCCACAAAUAAUACUUCAAUACAAUGUUCUAAAUUAACUGAUCAAGACAGAGACCAUAUCUUCAACUAUUUUUGGGAUACUUUAGACUGGAAUCAGAGAAAGAUUUACAUCGACAUGCUAGUAAAAAUAUCAACAACAAAGCGUCAAAGGAAUAGAAAAUUGGCAAACCAGUCAAGAAGGAGUUAUACAUGGCAAUACUUUCUGAAAAACGACGAAACAGAGAUAAGAGUGUGUAAAAAUAUGUUUUUGUCCACUUUAUGCAUUGGGGAAAGAUCUGUCAAAACCUGGAAGCAAAGUCAAUCUGGAAACGAAGAUAAAGAAGGCGAAAACCCAACACCAACAGUAAACAGCAAAAGACUAGCUCUAAAUUUUGAAAAAAACAAGACUCUUAAAGAGUUCUUUGACAACAUUCCAAAAAUGGAAUCCCAUUAUUGUAGGGCGAGCUCAUCGAAACUUUACCUAGAACCCCAAUGGCAUACCAAAUCUGCUUUGUAUAAAUUUUAUAAAACACACUGGUGUAACGAAAAGCAGUCUAAUCCUGUUUCAAUCGCUACAUUCCACCACACAUUUGACUCCAUGAACUUAAGCAUUUUCCAACCAAAAAAGGACUUGUGCGAUACAUGUGUCGCACAUGAUGCUGGAAAUUUAAGCAACGAAAACUAUGAAGAUCACAUACAAAAAAAGAAGGAAGCCAGAGAAGCAAAAGAAUCAGAUAAACUAUCUGACCAUAAGGUAUUUUGUAUGGACUUACAAUCGGUUUUGUUAAGUCCUAAAUCGAAUGUGUCGUCUUCCUAUUUUAAAACAAAAUUGAUUGUGCACAACUUCACAAUUUUUAAUAUAAAAACCAAAGACGGAUAUUGUUUUAUCUGGCACGAGUCAGCUGGGGGUGUUAGUGCAAAUGAUUACUCAUCGAUAAUUUGCCAGUUUUUAGAAAAUUCGGUCAUUCCAUCCAUAACCGCAGGACAAAAGAUUAUACUCUUUAGUGAUGGUUGCACAUCACAAAAUCGUAAUGCUGUUUUAGCAAAUUCUUUGCUUAAUUUGAGUAUGAUCCACAACACGAUAAUAGAACAAAAAUAUCUUGAAAAAGGGCAUACUCAAAUGGAAGCAGAUUCAAUGCAUGCUACCAUUGAGAGAAAGCUUCAUAACAGAGUAAUUAAUGUACCUGCCGAUUAUGUGGGAAUAUGCCUACAUGCACGAGAGAAACCAAGACCGUACACAGUAAAAUACUUGGAUUACAAAUAUUUUAAAAAAUAUGAUGGCAUCAAAUUUGUUACUUCUUUGAGACCAGGGAGAAAACAAGGAGAUCCUGUGGUUACAGAUUUACGGGCUAUUCAAUAUUCCCCAAGUGGAGAAAUCAAUUAUAAAUUACGACACCCUGACGAAUAUAAAAAGUUGGAAUUUCGGCAGAGUCAGAAACAAAUGCCGGUGACUUUUUCCGAAUUGCCGCCCCUAUAUACUAAGGCAAUUCCUAUAAAAAAGCAAAAAUGGGAUCACCUACAACAACUUAAAAGCAGUAUUCCCAAGGACUAUCACUCAUUUUAUGAUAAUCUUCCAUUUCAACAAUAAAUACUUGUAUUUUUUAAUUUUGUUAUUUUUUGUAAUAAGUUACAUAAUAUUAUUUUAUAUUGGUAUUUUUCAAUAAAUAAUACUUUUUUAACAUAAGAAA
Messenger RNA from Sitophilus oryzae (rice weevil), 3298 nucleotides. RefSeq lists its product as uncharacterized. The transcript has 2 exons. NCBI's taxonomy places the organism in Eukaryota, Metazoa, Arthropoda, Insecta, Coleoptera, Curculionidae. The coding region runs from base 574 to 3198 and encodes 874 amino acids. The record is from RefSeq and is a predicted model, not a curated record.